CAGGUUACAAGCAUGACUGAGGCAGGGAGUGUGUGGGGCAGGAUAUAAGGGUGUGCAUCUGGUAUGCGGGAGCAGAGCAGGGGGCUCAGGAGGUAUAUGGGGCAGAUGAGCAGAGGGGUUGUGGGGCAGAGGAGCAGAGCAGGGGGCUUGGGAGGCAUAUGGGACAGAGGAGUGGAGGGGUUGUGGGGCAGAGGAGCAGAGCAGGGGGCUCAGGAGGUAUAUGGGGCAGAGGAGCGGGCUCAGGAGGUACAUGGGGCAGAGGGUGUGUGGGGCACGGGAGCAGAGCAGGAGGCUCGGGAAGAAUAUAGGGCAGAGGAGCAGAGGGGUUGUGGGGCAGAGGAGCAGAGCAGGGGGCUCGGGAGGUAUAUGGGGCAGAGGAGCAGAGGGGUUGUGGGGCAGAGGAGAAGAGCAGGGGGCUCGGGAGGUAUAUGGGGCAGAGGAGCAGAGCAGGGGGCUCGGGAGGUAUAUGGGACAGAGGGUGUGUGGGGCAGGGGAGCAGAGCUGGAGGCUUGGAAAGUAUAUGGGGCAGAGGAGCAGAGGGGUUGUGGGGCAGAGGAGCAGAGCAGGGGGCUCGGGAGGUAUAUGGGGCAGAGGAGCAGAGGGGUUGUGGGGCAGAGGAUCAGAGCAGGGGGCUUGGGAGGUAUAUGGGGCAGAGGAGCAGAGCAGGGGGCUCGGAAGGUAUAUGGGGCAGAAGAGCAGAGCAGGGGGCUCAGGAGGUAUAUAGGGCAGAGGAGCAGAGGGGUUGUGGGGCAGAGGAGCAGAGCAGGGGGCUCGGGAGGUAUAUGGGGCAGAGGAGCAGAGCAGGGGGCUCGGGAGGUAUAUGGGGCAGAGAAGCAGAGGGGUUGUGGGGCAGAGGAGCAGAGCAGGGGGCUCAGGAGGUAUAUGGGGCAGAGGAGCAGUGGGGCAGAGGGGUUGUGGGGCAGAGGAGAAGAACAGGGGGCUUGGGAGGUAUAUGGGGCAGAGGAGCAGAGCAGGGGGCAGGGGGCACGGGAGGUAUAUGGGGCAGGGAAUGUGUGGAGCAGAGUGACAGAAGCAAUGAAGGAAGAAUGCAGCCUGGGUAUCUAA
Molecule: messenger RNA, 1065 nt
Organism: Gopherus flavomarginatus (Mexican gopher tortoise)
Lineage: Eukaryota; Metazoa; Chordata; Testudines; Testudinidae
Product: spidroin-1-like
Exons: 8
Coding region: 64-1065 (333 amino acids)
Source: RefSeq, a predicted model, not a curated record